AUGUUCGUCCAUCUUACACCGGAUUCUUCACCUGAACUUACAAAAAAAUCUUGGUUUGGUAGCCUUAUGGCCUCUGAAAAAGACGAAACAUUUACAGUUCUUGUAAAAGGCAAACCUUUGGCAAGCGUAAAAGCUGAUCUUAUCCAUGCUUUUUUAUCAAUAGCUGAAUUGUCACAUAGCGUAAGUUCGCCAUUGUCUUUUAAAGUUGAAUACAAACGUAGCAGUACUGCUCCUGCGAUGUUUCAACGACAAGUUCGAUUUCAAGUUGACAUCAGUGCAAUAUCUAAACAACCAAAUGAACCUCUAUUUGCUAUCACAUUUACGUUACUAAGUGGAAAUAUACGACGAUUUCGAAGGGUAUGUGAGCAUAUACAAUCUCAAGUAUGCUCUAGGAAUAUUGGGAUGGCUCUCGGUAGUCAAAGUCGAGCAGCACCACCAAGUCCUAGGGCAUCUCGUAAAUUCACUACAGAAAUGAGUGAAAGUUCAAGUUGUGGCAGUGACACAAGUGAAAGACUUUUCCUCAGCCCUCAUCCUACUACCAGACAGGUUGAUUCAGACCUUGAAUCUGAAACGUCAGCAUUCGAUGUUAAAUCUCCAACUCACGAAAACGGUCGAAGAAGCUCUACUUCAACAAACAACAAUAAUUCAAUCGCUGGUGAUGUAACACCGACGCCUGGAAGUCCAUCUAAAACUGUGCGUAGCAAUUCAGAAAGUCAAAAUACACCAGAAAAAAAAUGUGUCACAACAAUGAGUGGCAAUAAUAUAGCGUGA
Messenger RNA from Cotesia congregata, 771 nucleotides. NCBI's taxonomy places the organism in Eukaryota, Metazoa, Arthropoda, Insecta, Hymenoptera, Braconidae. The record is from the annotation of a GenBank genome assembly.